GCACCUUGCGCCUUUCGGCGCCUCCGCGUCCUCCUCUGCAGAACUCGGAGACUGGGGACCGGGUCGGCGCGGUGCCUCGGGCGCGCGGCCCGAGGGAAGGGUUGGGAAUAAUGCACGCUACCGAAGGAUGGGCGAGUCGCCGUUGCGCGCCGGCGGCUCUGGUGGCGUUAUGUGAGGUCCUGUCUUACCUCCCAGCGGCUUGGUCCAGAUGUUAGCCUCACCUUAAAGGCGAGAGAACCGGGACCCCUGGAGGUUCAGUGACACGCCCAAGGUCAAGAGCAGUUGGCAGAUCCAGGAUGAGGUUAAGAUGUCCUCCAAUUCUGGCCUUGCAGGGAGGUCCCUGCCUUCUCCGGAUUCUUUCGUGUGCCAGCACGCUCGUUGGAGAACAUCAAUUGACAGGCCAUAAAGUGGCAGUUAAAAUCUUAAAUAGACAGAAGAUUCGCAGUUUAGAUGUUGUUGGAAAAAUAAAACGAGAAAUUCAAAAUCUAAAACUCUUCCGUCAUCCUCAUAUUAUCAAACUAUACCAGGUGAUCAGCACUCCAACAGAUUUUUUUAUGGUAAUGGAAUAUGUGUCUGGAGGUGAAUUAUUUGAUUACAUCUGUAAACAUGGUCGGGUUGAAGAGAUGGAAGCUAGGCGGCUGUUUCAGCAGAUUCUGUCGGCGGUGGAUUAUUGUCACAGGCAUAUGGUUGUUCAUCGAGACCUGAAACCAGAGAAUGUGCUAUUGGAUGCACAUAUGAACGCCAAGAUAGCUGAUUUUGGAUUAUCCAACAUGAUGUCAGAUGGUGAAUUCCUACGAACUAGUUGUGGAUCUCCAAAUUAUGCAGCACCUGAAGUCAUCUCAGGCAGAUUGUAUGCAGGUCCUGAAGUUGAUAUCUGGAGCUGUGGUGUUAUCUUGUAUGCUCUUCUUUGUGGCACCCUCCCAUUUGAUGAUGAGCAUGUACCUACAUUGUUUAAGAAGAUCCGAGGGGGUGUGUUUUAUAUUCCAGAGUAUCUUAAUCGUUCUGUUGCUACUCUGCUGAUGCACAUGCUGCAGGUUGACCCCCUGAAACGAGCAACUAUCAAAGACAUAAGAGAGCAUGAAUGGUUUAAACAAGAUUUGCCCAAUUACUUAUUUCCUGAAGACCCCUCUUAUGAUGCUAACGUUAUUGAUGAUGAGGCUGUGAAAGAAGUAUGUGAAAAAUUUGAGUGUACAGAAUCAGAAGUAAUGAACAGUUUAUAUAGUGGUGACCCUCAAGACCAGCUUGCAGUGGCGUAUCAUCUUAUCAUUGACAAUCGGAGAAUAAUGAACCAAGCCAGUGAGUUCUACCUCGCCUCUAGCCCUCCAACUGGUUCUUUUAUGGAUGAUAGUGCCAUGCAUAUUCCCCCAGGCCUGAAACCUCAUCCAGAAAGAAUGCCACCUCUUAUAGCAGACAGUCCCAAAGCAAGAUGUCCAUUGGAUGCGCUGAAUACGACUAAGCCCAAGUCUUUAGCUGUGAAGAAAGCUAAGUGGCAUCUUGGAAUCAGAAGCCAGAGCAAACCAUAUGACAUUAUGGCUGAAGUUUACCGGGCUAUGAAGCAGCUGGAUUUUGAAUGGAAGGUAGUGAAUGCAUACCAUCUUCGUGUAAGAAGAAAAAAUCCAGUGACUGGCAAUUAUGUGAAAAUGAGCUUACAGCUUUACCUGGUUGAUAAUAGGAGCUAUCUUUUGGAUUUUAAAAGCAUUGAUGAUGAGGUGGUGGAGCAGAGAUCUGGUUCCUCAACACCUCAGCGUUCCUGUUCUGCUGCUGGCUUACACAGACCAAGAUCCAGCUUUGAUUCUACGACUGUAGAAAGCCAUUCACUUUCUGGCUCUCUCACUGGCUCUUUGACCGGAAGCACAUUGUCUUCAGUUUCCCCUCGCCUGGGCAGUCACACCAUGGAUUUUUUUGAAAUGUGUGCCAGUCUGAUCACUACUUUAGCCCGUUAAUGAUCUCCCUGAUUUUUAUCUUUCUGUUACUGCACUGUGAAAAUCAGAUACAUUCUUUAAAUUAUUAUCUUCUGGAUAUCACACUUUGCAAUAUUGAUUGAAAAACAUGAAUAUUUACAGGGGAUUUGCAAUGCCAUAGAAAUUACUGAAAACAAAGAAGUCUGACCUUUACUUUUAGAACUCUGUAAUUCUAAUGUACCUAUGUUAAAUUCACAUAGGCAGUAUUGUUAAUGGGUGAAUGUUGAUGAAGAUUGUUAAUUUGUAGUUGUGAAUUCACUUCAUAAGAUGAACACACCUCACUGAUGAACUGUCUAAUCUAAGAGUGGUUUGCAACAGCAUCUGGCUUCACUAACAUAGAUAAAUCCAUUUUACUUCCUAAAUUUCACAGCUUUGAGCUGUUUAUGGUCUCAGUUUUCUUGCACAAAAUUAUUAAAAAAUUAAACAGCCAUUAGUAAGAUAUUAGCUGGGUGCAGUGGUGCACAUCUAUAUUCCCAGCAGCUUGGGACACUGAGGCAGGAGGAUCACAGGUUCAAAGCCAGCCCUUGUAAUUUAGUAAGGCACUAAGCAAAUUUGCAAGACCCUGUGUUAAAAAAGAGUAGGGUUAUGCCUCAGUGGUUAAGUGCCCCUGGGUUCAAUCCCAGUAACAAAAAAAACCCCAAAUUAUUUACAGGUUGGAAUCUUAAAAGCCUGCUCUGAAAAUUCCAGAAACCAAGUUCUUUGAACAGUUUUUGCAAACACUGCUUAAUACUCACCAGAAGGUCUGUGGUCUCUAAAAGGUACUCAUAAUUUCUAGGUUCCUUAAAAACAGUUUUGACUAUCUCAGGGCUUUAUCUUUGAGAUUUCCCUGAAUGACAAUGUUUAUCUUAAGAGCCUUCAAGGUUCAGCUUAGCAUUGGGAUAUCUGGACUUGAAAUAAUUAGUCUUUUCCAUAAAUUUAUGUAAUUUUAAAAUAUGUGCUCAAGGCCUACCUUUCUCAAAUUCUUUUUAUCUAUUUAUUUUUGCAUUUAAUCAAGAACGAUAAAACAGUAGACAGUUAAAUGAAGCAAAGCAGAAUAUCAGCAAUCCCUUAAAAAUGAAUUCUGAUCUUUUAUUUUGUGUGUUUGGGGACAGGAUUGGGUGAGUGGGAGUAAAAGGUUAGAGUCCUAUUGCAUCUCAUGGUACUAAAUCUUUACUUGGAGUUAAAGUUUGGUAUUGAUGGUACCACCUUCCUCCACCUUCCCCAAUAACCAUUAUCUUUGUUCAUUUUUUCAUCUUAAGUGGCUGAUUGAUUCAGCUGAAUCUUUUUUGGUUCCCUUUCUUGAUUGCUAGCCAUUCAGUUCAAAAACACUAUUCUAGCCCUAAGGGCUUUUGUGUGCUUCCAAAGUUUAAUAGGCUAUGACCUUCACUGUUGAACCUGAUGAGGCAGGGAAACCUUAAGUAGUCUUUCCUGAAAAAAUAUAUGUGUUGUUUACAUAUAUUACAUAUAUGUAUUCACAUAACAGUUAUUUUAAUCGAAAAGCAGAUUUUGUUUGUUUUGCUUUGCAAAAUUUUUUUAAGAUUAAAGGAAAAACUGUAUAUAGCAGGAUAGAUACUAGGACAUUGAUAAUAUUUUGUUUUAGUAAAGGUAUUUAAUUUUUUUAUUUUUUAUUCUAAUUUGUUAUAUAUGAUAGCAGAAUGCGUAAUUUAUCUAAUUUUGUAUUUAUGCAUUUAUUGUAUUUAUGUUGUAAUUAACAAUCUCAUUUUGCCUGACAUGCCCUAAAAAUAUUGAGCUCUUGAAAACAAAAAAAAAAUGACAUUGCUUUGACAGGUUUCUCUUUGCCAAAAUAAUGUUUUCUAUCAAGAAGCAAAUGAGAAUGCUAUAUCAAGUUUCUCAAGUAUGUCUGUAUCUUUAACCUUUUGAGUCAUGAAUUUCAGGGGCGUCACAUCAAACUGUUUUGUAGAUUUUUUUUAAAAAAAUGGUGUUAAAUAACUUGCAAGUCCAACUUCUUUAUAUGGAAUCCUUGUUCACUGAUUUGGGAAAGACCAUAGGGUUGCAGUUUGAGAUAGCUUAAGGUCUAAACCUUUAAAAGACUGCCAUCUUGUGGCACCAAAGGGUAAUUUUUUUUAAUUAGUUGUGGGGAUAAGUAGUCCUGCUAUUUAAGUGUGAUGUGCAUUAUCAGUAUGGCAUAAUUUUGACUUCUCCCAAUGUGCAUGUGCCUUUGUUCCACUUCAUAAUAUUUGCCUAAUUAAACAACAAUUUUAUGAGCAAAGAAACGUAGGAAGGAAUCUAGUGGCACUGUUGCUUCUUUAGUCUAAUACAAUCAGACAUAAGACACUUUUUUCAUAUCAAAAUUACCUUAUAUGGAUGAUGAGAAUUUUCUUUGAGAGUUAAAAUUUAUUUACUGUUUUCUCAUUCUUGCCAGUAUUUAUGAAAAUCCACAAGGAUAGUUGAAUUUUAGGGGGAAUCUGAGGAUCAUAGUGUUGGUUCUUUUCUGCAGUUUUAAAAACAAAUAUUCUGUGAAUCUAGGUGUUAUAAUAAAUUGAUUUUCAGAGAGAUUUCAGGACACUGAAUGAAAGGGAGUAGAAUGUUGUCAUAGGCUUUCUGUUGGUCAUGGGCACAGAGAAGAAAGAAUCUGUUGCUAAUCCUCAAUUCCUGUCUCAGUCUUGUAAACUGGUUAACUGUAGAUGUGGUAUGUGGGCCUGAGCUAAGAGCAGUUUCCUCUGGUUAAGAUCCUGGGGAGAACUUCUAUUUUUAGAUUAUAGGAAGGCCUGGGCUGUGCCAUGGAAAUGGACUCCAUGUGGUUUUAGAACAUUUCCCAAAGAAUAAGAGAUUCUGUGGGGUAAGUUUGGAGAAUACUGCAUGCACCUCCCUCCAUUAGGAUGACAAUGGGAUAUGAGCAUUGAAGUCUUUUUCUUCUAUGAAAAAAGGAAAAAAUAUAAUAUAGUUUGGUUUAACCCUGCUUUGCCCAAAUUAACUUGCUGCUUUAAAAAUUUAUUCCAUAAGGAAAGGAAAAUUUGGAAAAUACUUUUUCAGGAAAAUUAUUGUCCCAGGUUGCCAUAAUCAGGAUAGUUAAGAAUGAAAUUGAUAGCACUUCUUUUCCCCUUACCAGUUAUCCAGGAGAACCUCAUUCAAAUUGGAAAUCAUUUUUUUUUUAAACUUGCAGACAUGUUCGUCUUGAGUGAAUUGUGGACUAAGAAUUUUUAUGUCUACAACUUGUUUUGAAGCAUGUUGAUUUUCUUAAUUAGAUUUUGUAAUAAUAGAUGACUGAAAAACCUUAAAUAAGAUUACUCAUGUAAAAGACUUAAGGCCACUGAUUCAUGUUUUUGACUCUGUGGGCAAUGAGUCGGUAUCAUUAAUUCUUUCAAAUGUUUAGUCAGUGAAUAUUUUCUGAAUACUUUUAUUUAGGAUGCUUGUUUUUAAAGCUAAUUCCUAUUGUCUUCAGUGUAAAAAACAGUUACUGUCUCAAAUUGAAUAUUUGUGGAGGGAGGGAGGCAAAACAUUUACACGUUGGGUGUUUGUUUUGAUCUUUUAAGAGACACUUUGUAGUCUCUAGUGUUUGCAUUCUUUGGAACUAGUCAUCUAUAAAGAGACUAGUAUCGAAAUUAAUCAGAAAUAAUAGUUUUUAGCUAUUUAUAGUACAGACAAUUCUCCAUUUUCUGCAAAUAGGUUUUCAAGAAUGGUUACAUAAUUCUGGUUUUGCUUUCUCUUAUUCCCUAGCCAAUUUGUACUCAGGGAAUACCCAUUUUUAGAAUUAAAUGAGACAUAAUUUAGAAAGUAAUCAUAACCAUUACAAAUUUUUGGACUACUUUAUCUGUUGCAUCUGCUAAUGUGCAGUAUACUGAGUUAAUGUAAGCACCACGCCUAUUUAUACGAUGUAGAAGCCUAGAAGAUGCCUACCACAGACACUAUAUUUUUGUCCAUUCACUGGUUAAUAAUUUAAAUCCCAUUAAUAUCUAUGAAAUCCCAGUAUUUAAAUGCUAGACACAUUCACAGUUUUGUCUUUUUUUUUUGUUUUUGUUUUUAAAGAUACCAUUUCAGGCAUCUGACAUUUUUGCCUGGUCCUCCUUUCAUCCAGUGACUUUAAAAUAAAAAAGGAAUGUUAUUUAAUAGCAGUUCUCAGAGACUGUUAAAAACUCUGCAUGAGGGAUAUGUGCAAUCUAUUGGUAAGUUGCAUCCUGCAUUGGACUUCAUUUUUAUGACCCCCAAAUGGGAGGGAUAGAGGAAAGACCUUUAGGGUAUUUUGGAGCUUUAAAAGUCUGCUUUUUCUACUUUUCGUAUGAUUUGCAUUGGUGUUCACUUUUUUUAUAUAUUUAGAGUUUUAUACUAGUUUGAAAGUUCAAUUUUGGUUUGGUGAGGCAUUUUGAUGGUAUAUACUUGAAUAUUUUUCUAAAUACAGCUGCCCUCUCAUAUACAAAUAGUAUAUUACUAUUUUUACAAAUAGUAAAAAUCAUUCAGAAAACCAGACAGGUUAAAUAUCAUGUCUACUUGGCAUAAAGCAAAAGAUUACUAAUUCGUAGUGAUGGAAGUAUUUCAUACAUUUCUAUAGUAGGUUUUAGAUCAAGGGACCCUCCCUGUUUGUUAACUAUUACAGUAAUUUUGUGAAGUAACCAGAAAAAGUGUAUUAUGUUACCACUCUCCAGAUAAGGAAACAGGGCUAGAGAGCUCUUAAUAAGCCUUUAAGGCUAUACGAGUAUUCAGUGGUGAUCAGACUAUACCAUUUUUCCUCUGGGCAGAACAGUUGAAUUAAUGAAACAUCUGAGUAGUCAAAGAAUAAAAAUAAACACAAAUGUAUUGCUUUCCAUUCUUAGACUGACAUAAAGUAGGAUUAACUAAAUGUUUCCUAAUUGUAUUGAUUAUACCAACUAGGUAUAAUUUUUUGAACUAUUUAUGAUUAGCAUAUCGAUUUUUAUAGGAACUUCUAAGUUGAGGGUGCUUAAAAAGUUACUGAAGAAACUUUGUGACAUAUUCUUCAUAUAAUUUUAUUUAUGUGAUUCUGAUAGCACAAUCUCUGAAAAGAAAAAAAGAGAAACAAAAACUAGCCUUAGUCCAUUUCUAAUUUAUCAUCAGUUUUGACUAUUUCCUGAAUUAGCCUUCUCUAAAUUUCACAUAGAGGAUAGUAAUUUUUCAUGUUGUAUGCAUAUUAGAUGAUAUUCAUGAACAGAAAUUACCUAAUUGUAAUUGGCUUGAUAUUCUCCCAAACCUUUUAAAACUUUGAACUUGAGUUUGAUGAGCUUUAAAAUGUAUGUAAACCUAACUAGACAAGUUGCUGGCAUCCUUACUAGUCUUUCCCACAUGUAUGUGUGAUGCAUUUGAUGCCACUGAAUAGUAACAGAACAAAGACCAGGACCCACAGUCUAGACUGGAGUAAGUUUUAAUUAAACUUCUUCAGCCAUAACCUGGUAAGAAUCAGAUUAGGUCUAGAAGUUAUUAGACUGUAGUGCUGUAUUAAUUUUGCAAGCCAAUGUUAAUGUUUACUGCCAGCCUUGCACAGCAAUGCCAGUCUGCAGCCUUGAUUGUGUAUGGAACUUUUGGUAACUAUAGUUUAUAUCUAAAACAGUUUAGAUUUUAUGAAAGUUAUUCACGAUUAUUUGAACAAGCAGGGUAGGUAAAUUUGAAUUAUGUUUAAAGUGCAAUUAAGGAAAUCCUAGAAUAGAGCACUCCUUCCAGGAAAAAAGUAUUAAGAAUUUGGAAUAUCCUGGCAUGAAAAAUUUUUGAACUUGUACAUAGAGUUUUGACAAGCUUUAUACAGUGUUUUCCUUUUUAAUUCAAGGUUUGCUACUUUGAGUUAAUUUAAAAUUUCAAGGAGGAACAAAAAUAUUCUAGGCAAGAAUUGCAUGGUUAAUUUUUUUCUGCUAAUCUAAUUUUCACAGUUAAAAUUCCCUUUUAAGUAUGUUUUGUUACCCAAAAAAGGCCACUUUUCUAAAUAGAUGACGUUUUCCUAAAAUGGGAAAGAGAAACAUCCUGUUAUAAAAACAAACACUAAAUUGUGCCUUCUCUCUCAUGUUACAGAAACAGUAAUAGUAAAGUUGUUUGAACUGUAAUUUCUUUUUCUCUGAUCCCUCUCAUUUCCGUUUAGAUCUAGCCUCCACAGACAAUCUUACUUAGUUCUGCCUGUCUGUUUUCAAGUUUGUUUGGCCAAACCUCACACUAUCAGAAGUUGUUCACUAACUGUAUUUUCUGUUUCUUUUUUUAUGUUGUUUCACUUUUUAAAGUCACUUUAGUAAAUAUUUGGCUGCCUUCUCAUGUUUUUUAAAAUGAAUGCAAAGUUAAGUAGUCUUUGUAUUUUGCAAGUUUGUAUAGGGAAGAAAGAAUACAGAGCUAAGGACAAAAUCUAAUUGGAAUCUGAUUCUCCUUUUGGCUGCUAUAGCAGCACAAGUUGCAUGACCUCACUUACUCUUCUCUUGUACAAAAUAUGGAUGAUAACCUACCUCACAUGUGUGAGAUGUGUGUGAGAAAUCGUUUCAAGGUCCUUGUUUAAAUGCAAGGUUUAUGUCCCCGUAUUUAAUAUAAAUCCCUUCUUUUUAUAGAUACCUUUGAUACUGAUGAGUAUCCUGAUUUUUAGGUAAGUUUUUGUGGUAAGAACAUAGUGCUAAGAAUGUUUCAGACCACAGUUUCACAAAUUAUGGUGUUCUUAUUUUGAGACAUUUAAAGUUUCUUGGAAACAUCAGAUAUUUAAAUAUCAAACUUGUUUAUUGUUUCAACAAAUAAUAUUCGGAACUUCUUAAUGUCAGCUGAAGCUGCCUUAAUGUAUCAAAAUACAGCAUUCUGUUAAGACUGUUCUCAAACAUCUAUGUUGUACAAUGUUUUGAGUAUUUAAUGUGAAGUUAUUACAGAACUGUAAACUCAAAGGAUAGUACCUUGAUACUAUUAAGAAGAAUGGUUGUGUUCUUUAUCAUGUAUGCUAAAAUGUUAUAUAGUGAAUUUUGAGUACAGCAAAUAAAACCGAAAGUUGAUAGCUUUUAGGUUAUUUAUGUCCAUGACAAUCAUAAUAUUAUGUACAAUUGGAUAGUAAUUGUUCCUUUUUUUUUUUUUUUAAGAACAUCAUGUGUUCUUUCUUUCUCAGCCCAUCUUAGGAAACUAAAUCCGUAGGCUGAUACCUUAACCCACUGAAGCACUGGACUACAUCUCUAUUCAAAAAAAAUUUAAACUAUUGAAAUUGGGACCACUGGUUUCAGAGGGAAAACCAAUACUAGAUUUCCAGUGCUUAUGUAUUUUAGUAAUGGCAUAUUCAAAUUUCAGUUUUGUUUGCUAAAUAUUAUUUUUUUGUGAGAGUUAUAUGAUCUGUGAGAAGGAUUUGUUUUCCAGUAACCAUGUGAAAAGAUGUCUUGAAUUACACUGCAUUUCAUAGAUACAGGUUCUCUUGGUAGAACCAACUCAUAGGCAACAAACACAAGGAAAAGCAGCCUAAUUGCUUAUAAGCUUUUUCCACAAAAUCAAAUUAAAGUCACGGUUAAUUUGAAAA
Marmota monax (woodchuck) is the source of this 9363-nucleotide messenger RNA. It is a transcript of the gene Prkaa2, whose product is annotated as protein kinase AMP-activated catalytic subunit alpha 2. Bases 297 to 1943 code for a protein of 548 amino acids. Gene Ontology annotation, biological process: protein phosphorylation; intracellular signal transduction. Lineage: Eukaryota; Metazoa; Chordata; Mammalia; Rodentia; Sciuridae. The transcript has 9 exons. Gene Ontology annotation, molecular function: AMP-activated protein kinase activity; ATP binding. Gene Ontology annotation, cellular component: cytoplasm. The record is from RefSeq and is a predicted model, not a curated record.